AUGCUAAAAUUGUCUGAUAGCGUCGAUUCCCAAUUAGAUUUUGAAUCGUUUUCUUCGAAAGAAAUUAAAUGCGAUUCAUUAAACGAUGAAACGUUGACCAUUUCAACUGGGCAAACUUCUAUUUUUGGCACAGAGUCAGAUAUUGAGGAUAUUGACCUGGAUCGUUUAAUUCACGAACGUCAUGUGUUUGUAACUUCUGGAGCCAACUUAGAGGUCGAACAUGAUCCAAAUCAACAAAGUAAAUUUAGAUUAUUAUUUAGUCUUUUAAAAAAUUUUAUUGGUGUAAAAGAUAUUGUAACUUUACGUAUUUCACUUCCUGCUCAAUUACUUGAACCAAUUGGAAAUUUAGAGUAUUGGAAUUAUAAUGACAGACCUGAUUAUUUAAUUUGUAUUGGUGACUCGGAUGAUCCGUUGGAAAGGAUGUUUGCUACUAUUAGAUGGUGGUUUUCUAAAGAUUUAAAAUAUGUUAAAGGAAAGUUGAUAAAACCUGAAUAA
Entrophospora sp. SA101 is the source of this 495-nucleotide messenger RNA. NCBI's taxonomy places the organism in Eukaryota, Fungi, Glomeromycota, Glomeromycetes, Entrophosporales, Entrophosporaceae. The record is from the annotation of a GenBank genome assembly.